AUUUCCCUGAGUUGACUUCCAUUAUCAGACUGUACCAACAACCAUAUCGGAGGCGGACUAACUUUCCUCGCUUUCAAUUUAAUGGAGUUUCCACUUUCCACCCAUAAUUCCGACCAACUCUCCACAAGUGGAGGCUUCAUCGCCUCUUCUUUUUGCUCUGGAAAUUCUGUCGACAGACCUCAUUUUCCUUUUUUUUUCCUUCUCAUUAUUGGAUCAGAUUUUCAACGGGCUACGAGAAUCUCAGUGUUGGUAGGUAGGUUAGAGGAGCAAACACUUUGCGAUAUACAAUUCCAUUGGAUUAUAGCAUCUCGAAUUGUAACAAUAUCCCGUUGAAACAAGGAAGCCACCGCCAUUCUAACAAAUUUGAUUAAUCAGGAUUUUCAAUGGCUGGUAAAGGGAAUGGAAGUUUAGAUUGUAAACAUGCUUCCAAUCCUUACCAUGUUUGCACUGAACACUGUCUUGAAAAGAAGGGUGAAAGCAAGAAGCAGAUAGUUAGGAAGGAUUCAGACGAUGGUGCUCCGAAGCAUGGUACAGAACGCAAAAAGACAGUUCGUUCAGAUUGCACUAGUGGAUCUAAUCCUUACCAUGACUGUGAUGAAUUCUGCUCCAGCAUAACCACUCAAUCUAUUAGGCCAAAAGCAGAAAGGGAUUCAGCUGUAGGUUCAGGUGGAGCAAGGAAGGAUUCCCAGCCAAAAUCAUCCCGAAAACUCGAUGUUCCUUUGGCAAAUGCUGUUUCAUCUAAACCUCAAGCAACUAAAAAACCUGUUCUCCCAGAUGAAAAAACUCGCUUCGGUGAAGACUCUUUGACGAUUGAGGAGCAAAACAAGUUCUCAAAGUUGAUUCUAGUUUCUGCAAAUGCCUUGAAGGUUGAGGCUGAUAAUCUCCAAAAGCUCUGCAAAACCGACACUUCCUCAUUUACUUCUGUGAAAUCAAAAGAAGCCAUUAAUACAAGGCCUGAAAUUUCUGAAUUAGUACAAGAUCCUUCAGUUCAUGAUGAGGAAGAAAGUGAUCAUAAAACUACUUCACCCAAUAUUACUAGCUUUCCUGUCCCCACUUUGGCUCUUAAUCACAAAGGAGGUGACGAGGAAGAGGUUAAGUCUGUAUCAUCUGAACCCUCUGUACCUGUGGGAAAGUACUACAUUAAAGCGAGUUUAGCUCCCAUUCUGCAGUCAAUCUUCAACAAUCAUGGAGACAUAGCAGCUUCGUGUAAAUUGGAAUCGAUUUCGAUUCGUUCUUAUUACCUCGAGUGUGUGUGCUAUAUCAUUCAUGAGUUGCAGGACACAAAAUUCUCUCAGAAGGUGUCCAAGUCCAAAGUCAGAGAACUCUUGGCCAUUCUCAAUGAUGUAGUGUCUUCAGAAAUGAAUGUUGGUUGGCUGCAUAGUAUACUCAAUGAUAUUGCAGAAGCUGUUGAAUCCAGCGGCCAACAAUGGACUCUGGAGGUGGCCAAGGCUAAUUGUGACCACGAGUUGGAACUGAUUAAGAAAGAACUUGAAUCUCGAAUGCAGGAUUUGACACAAAAAGAAAAGGAAAUGAACGACGCAAAGGCAAAAGUUGCCGAUACCAGAGCUCGGUUGAGUGAACUUGAGUUCAAAUAUUUUCAUCUGAACAAGGAGAUUUCAUCUCUGCAGUUCAAGGUUAAUGAUUUAAAAUGCAGUGAUUUGAUUGAUAAACUUUUGUAAAUUUUCUGGUACUGAAUUAUGAUUUGCUGUCAUUUAGAGAUCAUAUGAAGCCUCUUGAGAGGCUCUUUUUAGGCAAGCUAGAAGAGAGAAAUACUAUCAUACAGAAAGAAGUUGAUGUAAUGAAUAAAAAGUAUUAAGCUUUCAUGGCAAUAAAUAUCAUUAUAGUUGCAUA
This is a messenger RNA of Benincasa hispida (wax gourd), 1851 nucleotides long. RefSeq lists its product as uncharacterized. Lineage: Eukaryota; Viridiplantae; Streptophyta; Magnoliopsida; Cucurbitales; Cucurbitaceae. The record is from RefSeq and is a predicted model, not a curated record.